Phyllopteryx taeniolatus (common seadragon) is the source of this 6445-nucleotide messenger RNA. RefSeq names its product myomesin 1b (gene myom1b). Gene Ontology annotation, molecular function: protein binding. Lineage: Eukaryota; Metazoa; Chordata; Actinopteri; Syngnathiformes; Syngnathidae. The coding region runs from base 706 to 5376 and encodes 1556 amino acids. The transcript is spliced from 40 exons. The record is from RefSeq and is a predicted model, not a curated record.
AAAUGCAAGCUGCAUGUUAAUUUAAAUUUCACUGUGGAUUUAAUGCAAUGAAAUGUGAAUGUAAUGCAUUUUAUUGAAAUACGUUGAAUACAAUUGAGUUUGAUUGAGGUUUAGGUAAGAGAAGCUUGCCAACACAUCGUGUCCUGUUCCCCUUUUUACUGCGUGUCUGUCAGGGUGAGUAGUUUUACUUUUACUUUAGUUUUAUUGCGUACCACUUAACUUGUUUUUACACAUGAAAGAGCUAAAAAAACAAAAACAAAAAAAACGCUUCUCAAAAUUGUGCCAGUAGAGUUGAAUUCAGAUUGACUGAUGAUGAGGUUUGAAACAAACGCUUUUGUUUACCUGCUUAUCAGCCAUCGAUUGCUUAUUGGACAGCGAUCCCCACGUCCUCCCCGCCUGCCUGGGCUAUAUUUAUCCCCACCCAGGCCUUAAAAGGCUACGGCUGUCACUUGGACAUUCUGUCCGGGGGGCCUCAAAUUAUUUGGGUUGUGUGCACCGCACUCUUGUCCACCUACCUACAGUACCUACCUUCCUUGCUGAUAUCUGAUACAUUGUGGAAUUGUCCUUUUAAAGUUGAGAAAGUGACCUGUCUGGGGGGGUAAGUGGCAACUGUCCCGUGGACGCAAAAAGGUGAGUUUCCCGUUCCGAAACGCGCAGCAUGUGAGACGUUGCUUGAAUAAGACUGGACUGCCAAAUUAACAAUACAUGUUCGGCGUGGAGGAACAUGUUCUGAAAAAGCUCUCGAACGCUAACCCAGCAGGGGAAACAAAUCGGCAGGCACCGGCAAGCAUGUCUGGCUCGGUACCGUUCUACCGCAAACACCAGCGCGGCUACGACCGGGGAUACCGGUACCAGUCGGGGGGCAGGUACGCUGCGGGGCCCGGCGGCGGCGGCAGCACCAGAAGCAGGGGGCUUGAUUGGUCCUCACAGUCCGGACUGGACCCGCUGCCCAAGAGAACAAAGCCCUCCUACUUGGCCGUGGACCGUGAGAACCAAAUCAUCGGCUACGUGGUGCCCAUCUUCAGGAGCAGUCAAGAGUUUGCGGCGGGAUAUUCGGACAAGACGAGACUGCGGGACACUGCCGCCUACAUGGAGAGCCGCGAUAUGUUCACCAGCGGUCUGGAGAUGGAACGGUCAGAGCAGAUCUCCAGGAAGGAGGCCAUGCGCGAGACGGCCCAGCGUAUCUCCUUUAAUAAAACGAUCCACGAACAUGAGGAGCAUUUCAAGCGCAUGAACGAAGACAGCCUGAUGCACGUCCCGGAGUUCAUCAUCAAGCCUCGCUCGCACACCGUGUGGGAGAAGCAGUCCGUGAGGCUGCACUGUACCGUCAGCGGAUGGCCAGACCCCCGAGUCGUUUGGUACAAAAAUAAUGUGGCCAUUGACCCACUUGCCAAUGCUGGCAAGUACAAAAUCGAAAGCAAAUACAGUGUGCACUCACUGGAGAUCAACAGGUGCGAUUUUGAGGACACGGCCCAGUAUCGCGUCUCAGCCAUGAACGUCAAGGGGGAGGUGUCCGCCUUCGCCUCAGUCGUUGUAAAAAGGUUUAAAGGGGAAGUGGAUGAGUUCCUGCCUGCACCGAGACGGACCGGUGUGAAAGAUGGUCCCGUGUCCGAGUAUGGCAUUACCUUCCAGACCCACAUCGUUGACAAGUUUGGCGUGUCCUUCGGCAGGGAGGGUGAGACGAUGAGCUUGGGGUGCACGGUCAUCAUCUACCCGACCCUGCACCGCUACCAGCCCGAAGUGCAGUGGUACAGAGACGGCAUUCUCCUGUCCCCGUCCAAGUGGAACCACAUGCACUGGAGCGGCGACCGAGCCACACUGACCCUCACACACCUGAACAAAGAGGAUGAAGGGCUCUACACUCUUCGCGUCACCACCAAGUCCGGAUCCAAAACCUACUCUGCCUACGUCUUUGUGAGGGAUGCUGACGCCGAGGUGGAAGGAGCUCCAGGGGCCCCCCUGGAUGUGUGCUGCCUGGAUGCCAACAAGGACUACAUUAUAGUCUCCUGGAAGCAGCCGGCGGUCGACGGCGGGAACUCAAUCCUGGGUUACUUUGUAGACAGGUGUGAGGUAGGGACAACCCACUGGAUCCAGUGCAACGAUACUCCCAUCAAGUUUGCCCGAUUCCCAGUCACCGGAUUGGUCGAAGGUCGCUCCUAUACUUUCCGCGUACGUGCCGUCAACAAGAGCGGCAUGAGCCGUCCUUCCCGGGUGUCCGAACCCGUGGCCGCCAUGGACCCGGCUGACCGCGCCCGCAUGAGAGGUACCUCUGCUCCUUGGACUGGCCAGAUCAUCGUCACAGAGGAGGAACCUGCAGAGGGUAUUGUUCCUGGGAGACCUCAUGAACUGCAGGUGACAGAAGCAACCAGGAACUACUUGGUGCUCAGCUGGAAGCCACCUGGCGAGAAAGGCCUGGAAGGUGUCAUGUACUAUGUGGAGAAGUGUGUCUCAGGCACAGACAGCUGGCAAAGGGUGAACACGGAGAUUCCGGUUAAGUCGCCUCGUUUUGCACUGUUUGACCUGGCCGAGGGAAACUCCUACUGCUUCCGUGUCCGCUGCUGCAACGCCGCCGGCGUCGGCGAGCCAUCUGACCCCACUGAAGCCACCACGGUCCGCGACAAGCUCGACACUCCAUCUGCUCCGAGCAAAGUCGUCCCCACGAGGAACACGGACACGUCGGUGGUGGUAUCCUGGGAAGCAUCCCUUGACGCCAAAGAGUUGGUGGGCUACUACAUCGAGGCGAGCAUCGUGGGCAGCAAUGUCUGGGAGCCGUGCAACAACAAACCCGUCAACGUGACCAGGUUUAUCUGCCACGGCCUGAUGACGGGAGAGAAGUAUGUGUUCAGAGUGAGGGCCGUGAACGCCGCAGGACUCAGUCAGUUCUCUCCGGAAUCAGAGCCUGUGGAGGUGAAGGCUGCGAUCGGGGGCGGCAUCCCUCAUGCGUCGCCUGCGCCGCCAUUCGGCAUCAGCGUGCUGGAGUGCGUACGUGACUCCAUGGUGCUGGCGUGGAAGCAGCCCACCUUCAUCGGAGGCGCCGAUAUCAGCGGAUACUUUGUGGACUACCGCGAGGUCGUCGAUGGCGUGGCGGGAAAGUGGCACGAGGCCAACAUCAGAGCGGUCAGCGAGCGCGCCUACAGGGUGACCGACCUGAAGGAGAACAAGAAGUACCAGUUCCAGGUUCGGGCGGCCAACAUCGCGGGCGUCGGCAUCCCGUCGCUUCCUAGUGACACGUUCCUGUGCGAAGAGUGGACCAUCGCGGUCCCAGGACCUCCUCACGAUCUGCAGCUGCGAGAGGUGCGAGCCGACUCCAUGGUGUUGCUUUGGAGACCUCCGGUGUACCAAGGGCGCAAUCCCGUCAACGGCUUCUAUGUAGACAUGAAGGAAGCCGAAGCCCCAGAGGAAGCAUGGAGAGGACUCAACACCAAGGCCACCCAGAACACCUUCUUCAAGGUGAAGAACCUGAAGGAGGAAGAGACGUACGUAUUCCGCGUGCGAGCUCAGAAUCAAGCCGGCGUGGGGAAGACCUCAGAUAUCUCCGAGCCAGUCCAAGCUGCGACCAAGCCAGGCACCAAGGAGAUCGUGGUGGACGUGGACGACGACGGCGUCAUCUCUCUCAACUUCGAAUGCGCCGACAUGACCCCCGACUCCAAAUUCGUGUGGUCCAAGAACUACGAGGACAUGGACGACUCUUCACGCUUGACCGUGGAAACCAAAGGGAACAAAUCCAAAGUCAUGUUCAAGUCACCUGGAGAGGAAGACAUCGGUAUUUAUUCAUGUAUGGUCACCCACACUGAUGGUGCUUCGUCCAGCUACGCCAUCUCACCCGACGAGUUGAAGAGACUGCUGGAGAUCAGCCGUGAUCACAAGUUCCCCACUAUUCCCCUAAAGUCCAAUUUGGCCGUGGAGAUGUUAGAGAAGGGCAAAGUUCGCUUCUGGCUGCAGGCUGAGCAGAUUUCGGCUAACGCCAAAGUGGACUACGUGUUCAACGACAACGUGGUGGCUCAGGGCGAGAAAUACAAGAUGAACUUUGACAAGAACACGGGCGUGGUUGAGAUGAUCAUGGAGUCUCUGAUGCCGGAGGAUGAAGGCACCUUCACCUUCCAGAUGCAGGACGGAAAAGCCACCAACCAGUCCAGCUUGGUACUCAUAGGAGACGUAUUCAAGGAUCUGCAGAAGGAAUCUGAGUUCCAGAGGAAAGAAUGGUUCAGAAAACAAGGUCCUCACUUUAUUGAGUAUUUAGCUUACGAGGUCACUCCAGAAUGUUGUGUGGUGCUCAAGUGCAAGGUGGGAAACAUAAAGAAAGAGACGUCAGCGCUGUGGUACAAGGACGGACGGGAGAUCAAGGCGGACGAAAAUCUGGGCUUCACCGAGGGCGUCCUCAAACUGGAAAUUGCGCAGAUUUCCAAGAAGGACGCCGGCGUGUACGAGAUGGUCUUGAAGGACGACCGGGGAAAAGACACGUCCAAGUUAAAUCUGACUGACCAAUGUUUCAAAAACCUGAUGAACGAAGUCUUCAACUACAUCGCUAACUCGUCCACACCAUUGAAGAUCACUAGCACGGAUCAGGGCAUUCGCCUCUACACCUUCGUCAGCUACUACAACGACCUGCUGCCGGUCACGUGGCAUUACAAAGAUUCAGCCAUCGCCUUCUCGGACCGUCUGAAGAGCGGCGUGGUGGGCGAUCAGUUGUGGCUGCAGAUUAGCGAGCCCACUGAGAAGGACAUGGGCAAGUACGCCAUCGAGUUCAACAUCAACGACGGCAGGGGCGGCCUGAGGAGGACCGUGGAGCUGUCGGGUCAAGGCUAUGAGGACGCUUUGGCGGAAUUCAAGAGACUCAAAGCGGCCGCGAUUGCAGAAAAAAAUCGCGCUCGAGUGGCAGGUGGCCUUCCCGACGUGGUCACUAUCCAGGAGGGCAAGGCGCUCAACCUCACCUGCAACAUCUCGGGCGAUCCGCUGCCCCAGGUGACGUGGCUGAAGAACGACAGGGAGCUGACGUCGAACGAGCACUGCAUCCUCCGCUUCGAGUCGGGCAAGUUCGCCAGCUUCACCAUCACGGCGGUGAGCACGGCCGACACGGGCAAGUACAGCAUCCUGGUGAAGAACAAGCACGGCACGGAGAGCGCGGAAUUCACCCUGGAAGUGACCGAGGGAAUGCCCGACCUGGGCGUGACUUCGUACUGGACUGAUGCCGAGGGUAAUGUGGUGUUUGGUGCUAAUACUCCGAAGGACAAGAUGAAAACGGCCGUCACCGGGAUGAGAAAAGAAUCUGUAGCUGCAGUGGACAAGAUGGACGACUUGACGGAGAAGCCAGAAGAAAAAGAAGAAGUCACAGUUGAAAAAGAUGUUGGUGACCAAAUAGAUAUAGAUGGAACUUAAGGACAAAACAAAGCUCAAAAAUAAAAAAACAGUGGUGCCUUGAGAUACAAGUGACCCGACUUGCGAGAUUUUCAAGAUAUAAGCCAUCGUUCGCCCAAUAUUUUUUCUUUGACUGACGCAAAAAUGUAAGAUACAAAUGCUAUGCUGACAUUUAGCUCAACUCACAACAAGCAACAGUUUGAAAGCUAGUGAGCAAUUCUUUAAAAAGAGGCUUCAAGCUGUUUAAUUCCACUCCCAGUUGAAAUUUAAUGCCAAACUAAACAUAAAACAGAGAAUUACACUUUGUAUAAUUAGAAUUACCAAACAACUUAGCCAAAGAAUGCCCCGACUAGCUUAAUGCUAACACAAAAUGGAAAAACCCAUAGAUGAGCUAACAGGUAGCAUCGAUAGUCGCUGUGUUAUUACCCUUUAAGUAAUGAAUAUUUGAUCACAAACAGUGCAUCAACACAUGUAGAAAGACAAUAUAACAGUAAUCACAGGAAUAUGUUCUUUAUCUUCUGCAAAGAAACGAUUGCUAUUACCGUAGCUUGUGGCAUCAUUGACAGUACUAAUGAAAACUCUUCAUUUGUUUCUGCAUGGGUGUAUUAUACUGCCACUUAAUCACGUAAAAUUGGCCAAGUUGCGCAUACCAGAAGGAGUUGCAAUGAAUUUAUCAUGAUGCCCAAAGGUUUUAAUUCUUUAGAUUCUGUUUGAUUAUGGUACUGCUAUAUAUUUUUAUUGAAAAAAAUUAUAGCGUGCCAUAUUCCGUAUUAAAAACACAUUACAACAUUUUUUUUUCUUUUUUGGAGCUGCUGGGACGACUUAAUAGAAUUCCCAUUAAUUUCAAAGCGGAAAGGUGAUUUGUGUUUUGAGUUACAAGCAAGGUCACGGAACGAUUUACACUCGCAUCUCAAGCCACUACUGUAUAAGGUCUUUUAUCUGGAGGUAUAUGUUAUUAUAUAUUCCAAUAUUAAAAAAAACAUGUAGUUUCACAUAGCUUUUUCACUUUUUCAAAAAGUUUUUUUCUGAUUGUUUCUGUGCACCGUGUUUCUGUUUUUCACCACUCCAAUAAAAGACAUUCAACAUGAAA